CACUCCUCUCUGCUCUCCCUUGCUGGGAGGAGUGGGGACCCUCAGAGUCACAGUCCCUUCGGUUUUGGGGUCCACCUCAGACAGGGUCUCUGAGCCUGAAGAAGAAGGUGGUGAGGAUGAUGAAGCAGAGGAGGUACCUGGGUCGAUGUCCUGGGAAAGUUUGUCUUCCAGGUUGUGCUCACUGUCUGCUAGCCGUCAAACACACUCAGGCAAUCCCAGUGAGAGCGGAAUGUACACUCAUGGGCUUCCACCCCAUCAGCUCCCACCCG
Pelobates cultripes (western spadefoot toad) is the source of this 269-nucleotide messenger RNA. NCBI's taxonomy places the organism in Eukaryota, Metazoa, Chordata, Amphibia, Anura, Pelobatidae. The record is from the annotation of a GenBank genome assembly.